AAAAAAUUUGGUAAGGAAAGACCUCUUCUGAGGAGGUGACUAUUGAAUUGAGCAAUGGAGGAUGGGAAGGAGCCAGUCAAGCAGAGAGCUUGGGGAAGGGCGUUCCAGGGGUAGGGAACAGCAAGGGCAAAGGCUGUGAGUGGGAAUGUUGGUCAAGCAAUAGAAGGAAACCAGAGUCUGUUGACUGGAGAGAACAGGGGAAGAAUGGCAUAGGAUGAGGCCAGAGGGAAAAGCAGAGGUCAGAUUUUCUAGGGCAAAGCACUUUGAUUUUACUCUAAGGGCAACAGAGAGCCAUUGAAGAAUUUAGAUAGGGAAAUUAUGUGAUUUGGUUUAUGUUUUUAAAGUUUUUCUUACUGGGGAGUAGACUGUAGGGGUGCAGGAAAGGAAGCAGGAAAAUGGGCUAGAAGGCAAUUUCAGAAGUCCAAAGAGAGCUGCUAUUGGCUGGGACCAGCAUGGCAGCAGUCGAGAUGGAGAGAAGUGGUUAGACCUUCAGUGUGUUUUGGAGGUAGCACUGACAGGCCAAGCUGUGCUGUCCAAUACAAUAGUCAUGGCUACUGUCGCUAUUUAUUUUCUUAUUUAUUCUCAGAGACAGGGUCUCGCUAUGUUGCCCAAGCUAGCCUCCGACUCCUGGGCUUCAGCCAUCCUCCUGGGUCAGCCUCCAGAGAACUUGGGACUACAGGCAUGCACCACUGUAACUACCUUCUGGCCUGCCAGGAUGGAGGGGCAUGCUGAAAUGGAGAUGCUGAGGACACUGAAGGGGCCUUCCACAGGGGAGGUCAGCGUGCACUUGAUGGCCAGAGACAGCCCCGGUUCUGGUCCUCACCUGCCUGCAACUGCCUUUAUCAUUCCAGCCAGCUCGGCCAACCUCGGCCUGCCCAGCAGUGCCCUGGAUGUGUCUUGCUUUCCCCGGGAGCCAAUCCAUGUGGGUACCCCGGAGCAAGUGGCCGGCAGCGAACCGGUUCCUGCCACUGUCCUGCCGCAGCUUAGUGCCGGGCCGGCCAGCUCCAGCACCAGCACAGUGCGGAUUCUGGAAUGGACAGAGGCCGCGGCCCCGCCCCCUGGGGGCGGCCUGCGGUUUCGGAUAAGCGAGUACAAGCCGCUGAACAUGGCGGGAGUGGAGCAGCCCCCGAGCCCCGAGCUGCGGCAGGAAGGCGUGACCGAAUACGAAGAUGGCGGGGCCCCUGCUGGAGAUGGCGAGGCGGGCCCCCUACAAGCGGAGGACCACCCCCAGAAUCCUCCAGAAGAUCCCAAUCAGGACCCCCCAGAGGAUGAUAGCACCUGUCAGUGCCAGGCGUGCGGGCCUCACCAAGCCGCGGGUCCAGAUCUUGGUUCCUCUAAUGAUGGCUGCCCUCAGCUGUUCCAGGAGCGGUCAGUCAUAGUGGAGAACUCCUCAGGCUCCACCAGCGCUUCUGAGCUCCUCAAACCCGUGAAGAAGAGGAAGCGCAGGGAAUACCAGAGCCUAUCAGAGGAGGAGUCGGAGCCAGAGGCCAUGGAGAAGCAAGAAGAAGGAAAGGACCCAGAGGGACAACCCACUGCUAGCACCCCGGAGAGUGAGGAGUGGAGCAGCAGCCAGCCUGCAACAGGUGAGAAGAAGGAAGGCUGGUCGUGGGAAUCCUACCUAGAGGAGCAGAAGGCCAUUACUGCCCCAGUCAGCCUCUUCCAGGACUCCCAGGCAGUCACUCACAACAAGAAUGGCUUCAAACUGGGCAUGAAGUUGGAAGGCAUUGACCCUCAACACCCGUCCAUGUACUUCAUCCUCACUGUGGCUGAGGUAUGUGGCUAUCGCCUACGCCUGCACUUUGAUGGGUAUUCUGAGUGCCAUGACUUCUGGGUCAAUGCCAACUCCCCUGACAUUCACCCUGCUGGCUGGUUUGAGAAGACGGGGCACAAGCUGCAGCCUCCCAAAGGUUACAAGGAGGAGGAGUUCAGCUGGAGCCAGUACCUGCGCAGCACAAGAGCUCAGGCUGCCCCGAAGCACCUGUUUGUGAGCCAGAGCCACAGUCCCCCACCCCUGGGCUUCCAGGUGGGCAUGAAGCUGGAGGCUGUUGACCGCAUGAACCCCUCCCUUGUCUGCGUGGCCAGUGUGACCGAUGUGGUGGACAGCCGCUUCCUGGUGCACUUCGACAACUGGGAUGAUACUUAUGACUACUGGUGUGAUCCCAGCAGCCCCUACAUCCACCCAGUGGGCUGGUGCCAGAAGCAAGGAAAGCCCCUCACCCCUCCACAAGACUACCCAGACCCUGAUAACUUCUGUUGGGAGAAAUAUCUGGAAGAAACUGGGGCCUCUGCUGUCCCCGCUUGGGCCUUCAAGGUGCGACCCCCUCACAGCUUCCUGGUCAACAUGAAGCUGGAGGCUGUGGACCGCAGGAACCCAGCCCUGAUUCGCGUGGCCAGCGUGGAGGAUGUGGAGGACCAUCGGAUAAAGAUCCACUUUGAUGGCUGGAGUCAUGGCUAUGAUUUCUGGAUCGACGCUGACCACCCAGACAUCCACCCUGCCGGCUGGUGCUCCAAGACAGGACAUCCCCUGCAGCCUCCUCUCCGACCCAGAGAGCCCAGCUCUGCCUCCCUUGGGGGCUGUCCCCCUCUCAGCUAUAGGAGCCUGCCCCACACUAGGACAUCCAAAUACAGCUUUCACCACCGCCUCUUCUUCCCCAGGAAGUGCCCCACUCCUGGUUGCGAUGGCUCUGGCCAUGUCACAGGCAAGUUCACAGCUCACCAUUGCCUCUCAGGCUGCCCGCUGGCUGAGAGGAACCAGAGCCGGCUGAAAGCAGAGCUGUCUGACUCAGAGGCCUCAGCUCGCAAGAAGAACCUCUCAGGCUUCUCCCCAAGGAAGAAGCCUCGCCAUCAUGGCCGAAUUGGACGCCCUCCGAAGUAUCGAAAGAUUCCGCAGGAAGAUUUCCAGACACUCACGCCCGAUGUUGUGCACCAGUCCCUCUUCAUGUCAGCCCUGUCGGCCCACCCUGACCGCUCACUCUCAGUGUGCUGGGAGCAGCACUGCAAGCUCCUGCCAGGAGUAGCGGGCAUCUCAGCCUCGACAGUCGCCAAGUGGACCAUCGAUGAGGUCUUCGGCUUUGUUCAGACCCUGACAGGUUGUGAGGACCAAGCACGCCUCUUCAAAGACGAGAUGAUUGACGGCGAGGCCUUCCUUUUGCUGACACAGGCGGACAUUGUGAAGAUCAUGAGCGUCAAGCUGGGCCCAGCCUUGAAGAUCUAUAACGCCAUUCUCAUGUUCAAAAACGCCGAUGACACCUUAAAGUGACUGGCCCAGGGCUGGGCCCUCCUGCGGCCCCUGCUUGGUCUCCCUCUCCAGCUGAUGCUUUCUUCCUGACCUGAGUUCCUCAUACCCCCACGUCCCCAUGUUCCACCUGUAUCUGACCAGGGCUAGUCCUUCUUAGAGGGUACAUGGGAGCCGAGGAGCCCUGGGGAGGGUAGGCACCCAGCCCCAAGUCCUAGAGGUCAUUCGCCACCAGGCAUGUCAGUGAGGGUGUGAUUGGCAGGGGCAUUACUCAUGGAGUCAGUGGGACUGUGGCAACCCCACAGCUCCAGUGGACUUUUAUUUUAUUACCAAAGGGUCUUUUUCUUAGCGGUUGAGGAGAGUCUAGUAGAGCAGCAGUCCUUCAAUCUGAGGCCCCUUUCCCUUUUUUGGUAUCUCUGUGUGCUUUUCUCUUCUUGGCUCCUUUCCUCCUGCCAAGAAUGACCCUGCCACAAACGUAUUUACUCCUGGAGGCACCUCCUCCCUUUCUGUCUGCUGGUUUUGCUGCCCUCAUUCUGCUGCCUCGUUUCCUGGGCAGUGCCCCCAGCCAGACCCCACUGGCUCUUCCCCCUGAGAUAUGUGAACCUCAGAAACAUGUUUUCAUAAGAUCCCUUGGAAGUCUCUAGCUGCCUUUCUCUCUUUUGCCCAGAAUUGAGAGAUUCUGAGCUAAGAUGCCUUCCUGAACUUGCCCAGUUCUGGACCAGUUGACAUUUUAGUAUCCCAUGCCAAGUCCAAGUUCCAGCAGAAUGAGCAGGUGGCUAGAGCCUCUUUUAUAGAUGGCAGAGGUUGAGGUUCCACUGCUGUUUUCCACACACCCUUCAUGUGUUGUGUCUGGAAAGGAGUAAGCCCAGCCUGGUCAGUAGCCUAGGUUAGGAGACCAGCAUAAGAAUUUGUUAGACAAUCUCGGGUCUUUGGCCAGAGGGGCAGCUCCAGCAGGCAUAGUGGUGCCUGAAAUUAGGAAUAGUGUCCUCUGCAGCCUUGGACCUCAGCCAAGGUAUUGCCCAUGGGGUGAUGGCCCCAGGUCUGCCAGGCCUUCUGCCAUGAAAAUGUAGCACUCUGUGUAGCACACACCCCCAUGAUAUCAUUCAGCGUGUCCCUUAAAUGUUUACCACUAGCUCUUGCAGAGUCUUGAAGUUGGGAGUUAGGAAGGUGAACUUUUCUAUCUGAAUUCUCCGGGUCCCUGAAGCCCUCCUUGCCGCUCUCCAUUUGUCUUGCACUGCCAGCCAGGUCCCUGCUGGGGCUCUGGGACUUCCACUUCUCUGUCCACAUAGGAACCCAGCUUCCACUGAGUCACUGCCAAACCUGCCUCCCAGCCUGGGUGGGAAGGGGGAGAGCCACUGGCAGGAGCCAGCCCCACAUGGAGGCAAGGAGUCACUGCCAACCUCCCGUGCCCAGGUGCUGUUGUGGGCCUGCAGAGUGUGGGGCCGGUGCCUUCUCCCAGACCCCUUCUCUCAAUCGUGUGAUGCGUGUGUGUGUGCACGUGUAUGUGUGCGUGUGUGGCACUCUCAGAAGUGUUUGACAGGGUGCAGAUGUGAGGCUCAGUGUUGGGAAAAUGCCAAGGGCUAUUAUUAAAAUUUGAAGCUUUAUUUUUACCUUAGAAGUGGAAAACCCAGAGCUCUGUCGAUUUCCUACCACAACCCAGUAGGGGCCCCUCUCUCCCAUGGGCUGGACAGCUUUUUGAGGAAGCCAUUCAGCUCCCACAGUUGAGCUCCCACAGGGCUUCAGGUGUCCCUUCCCUUUCAACUGCUUAGAGGCAGCUUUGAGCACAGCCUUCCUGGAAGGAAGCUAGGCAAGCCCUGCCACACGGCAAAGGUUGGGUUUACAAGGGUGACAUUGGUACCCCCUUGGCCAAGAGUAAAGUAGAACGAGUCUAAGCCCUGCUUUUAUCUUGGUUUUCUGGGUGGUGGCAGAGCUCAUCAGCUCCUUAUCCUCAGUCGGCUUCUCUAAAAGACGAGAGGUGUUCACUGACUUUGUGCAGUGAGAAGGCAGCAAGUACUCAUGGCUGGUGCUGUGGGACCUCACAGCUUCUAAGGAGAGGGGCUAGGAGGGCCUUUGCCCUCGGAUCUGCGUAAUGCUUGCCUGUGGUAAAGGCAAGAUGGACCAAGGGCCUUGGAAAAAAGGGCUCCCAGGCCUCUGAACUUUGAGGCCUCAGCACUUUCUGCACUGUUGUCAAACUCUUUGGAAAGAAACCAAAUCAUUAAAAAGUAGAAAGAAAUCUGCCUCUUGUCUGCCCCACUGCCCCUUUACCCCUACUCUGUCCCCAAAUGAUAUUAUUGCACCUUGACCUGGGAGUGCAGAGAGGGGAGGGAGUUGGCAGAGAUUCCUGGUGCCCUCUGCCCUCUUAGCAACAGGUGCCACUUAUAUUUUGGCCCCUGGCAGCCUCGCCCAGCCCCUGAUCAGCCCAGGCCUAGGGCAGUUAGGACCUUUCUGUUUAUGUUCUCAAGCAGAGAGAAUGAUCUCAGAGUUUGCAAAUGAAGCCUUUUUUGCACUUUCAUUCACAUGCACUUUGGUGGGGUUACAUUUUUGUACUUGCCUUUUGUGUGUGCACAUGUGUGUGUGUGUCUUUUAAGAGAAUCUUCUGGCUUAAGCUAAGAUGACUCUUGAGGGAGAAAAAGUUACAAACAAAAUGUGGUGUGAUUUGUCGGUGUAUCAAAACAACAUAAAUAAACUUGAACAACUGAGAUUCA
This is a messenger RNA of Cercocebus atys (sooty mangabey), 5940 nucleotides long. It is a transcript of the gene L3MBTL1, whose product is annotated as l(3)mbt-like 1 (Drosophila). Gene Ontology annotation, molecular function: zinc ion binding; protein binding. Gene Ontology annotation, biological process: regulation of DNA-templated transcription. Bases 548 to 3259 code for a protein of 903 amino acids. The record is from RefSeq and is a predicted model, not a curated record. Gene Ontology annotation, cellular component: nucleus. The transcript is spliced from 22 exons. NCBI's taxonomy places the organism in Eukaryota, Metazoa, Chordata, Mammalia, Primates, Cercopithecidae.